Messenger RNA from Cladophialophora psammophila CBS 110553, 1575 nucleotides. Its product is annotated as GTP cyclohydrolase II. Gene Ontology annotation, molecular function: GTP cyclohydrolase II activity. The record is from RefSeq and is a predicted model, not a curated record. Gene Ontology annotation, biological process: riboflavin biosynthetic process. The transcript has a single exon. The coding region runs from base 1 to 1575 and encodes 524 amino acids. Lineage: Eukaryota; Fungi; Ascomycota; Eurotiomycetes; Chaetothyriales; Herpotrichiellaceae.
AUGGCUGCUCCACAAUCCACCAACGGGAUCACCACCGAGCUGGUCCUCUCCGAGAUCCUCACAACGCUCAAGAAAAUACAAGUCGACCAAGCAAACCUCGCUGCCAACAUGGAGUCCCUCCAGAGCAGGGUCGAGACCUCGCAGUCUGUGAACCAACUACGUGGCGCUCCUCAGUCUCGAACGAGCAUCAGAGACUCGCCCAGCUUGGAUCCCAUCCAACUGGGCAAGUCCGCGAGCGGCGCUUCUUCUCCUCCCACAGACUCCAGCUUGGCUCCCAGAGCACCGUCAUCACCCACAACCCCGGCAAGGAAGUCAUCGGCUACCUCACGAAUCAUCCUCACCACCUACCCCGGACAGUCAGGGAUCGACCCCAUCCCUCUUGACUGGGGCGAACCCAAUCCCAUCAAACGCGGCCCUGUCGUGGUGAGUCGCCACCACAACACCAUCCGCCGUCGAAACGCAAUCGGCGCUCACGGCGGAGCCUACAGCAUCUACCACGCUCUCGCCGUGGCGAGCAACAAUCUCGACCUGGAGCACAAACCGGACUUCACCAACACCGAGCCGGCCGCGAACAUUGGGCCCUUUCCGGCAUGGGGUGACAAGAAGAAAAUCGUCGCCAUGGACCCCUUUGGUCAUCUGGCCCCUUGGCUAUACAAGGACCUCAUGCAAUCUCAGGACCUCGACAUCCGCCCCACGAUCGCCGUGACCAAGGCGCACAUGAAGAUCCCCGAACUCGAACAGUCCGUGACAGCCGGCCGGUUGAAACCAGAUGGGCGGAUCUGUCUCAAUGAGACGGGGGAACUGAGCGUCACCAAGUUCGCGGUCGAGCCCGUCUGGUAUCUGCCGGGGGUGGCGGAGCGAUUCGGGAUCCACGAAAGCGCCCUUCGACGCGCCCUCUUCGAGCACACGGGUGGGUCGUACCCGGAGCUGGUGACGCGGAACGACAUCAAAGUCUUCCUGCCGCCGAUCGGCGGGUUGACAGUGUACUGCUUCGGCGACCCGGCCAAGAUGGCGGAUCCCAACGUGCGGCUGGCGCUGCGCGUACACGACGAGUGUAACGGCAGUGACGUCUUCGGCUCGGACAUUUGCACGUGCCGGCCGUAUCUGAUAUUUGGGAUCGAGGAAGCGGUCAAGGAGGCGCAAAAGGGCGGGUCUGGCGUGGUGAUUUAUUUCCGCAAAGAGGGCCGUGCGCUGGGCGAGGUCACAAAGUACCUCGUGUACAACGCGCGCAAGCGCGGCGCCGACCGUGCCAGCGAGUACUUCUUGCGCACCGAGAACAUCGCGGGCGUCAAGGACAUGCGCUUCCAGGCCCUCAUGCCUGACAUCCUGCACUGGCUGGGCAUCACCAAAAUAGACCGCAUGCUGUCCAUGUCCAACAUGAAGCACGACGCCAUUGUCGACCAGGGCAUCCCCAUUCUGGAGAGGGUCCCCAUCCCCGACGACAUGAUCCCCGAGGACUCGCGCGUCGAGAUCGACGCAAAGAUCCACGCCGGCUACUUCACCACCGGCAAGGUCAUGACCAUCGAGGAGCUGAACGCCGUACAGGGCCGAAGCUGGGAUGAUAUUGAGCAUUAA